GUCGGUCUUCCGCGCUUGCUAGAGCCCGCGCACUUUCAGUCGUGUCUCGCGACUUGCUUUAAAUUAUUGUAAAUUAAAUACAAUAAUUAUAUUAAAUAUUCUAUCUUAUAUUGUUGCUAUUUUCGAAUUAGUUUGUACUUUAUGUCACUAAAUUCAAAUGGUGGUUUUAUUAGCCGCGAUUUAAUUGCUCGAUCGAAUCAAUAUUAAUACCGAAUAUCGGACGUCAGCUGCUACCAGUUAAAUCAGCGCCUACGUAUAGGGCUGAAUAAAUAAAAAUCCAAGGCCACUUGACAAUGAGUCGCACAGGAUAUACAUGUAUUAGGCACGUCUUUUGCUCUCUGAACGUGCUUGUUUGGUUAUCAGCAUGUGGGAUACUUGGAGCAGUGCUUUGGCUACGAUUAGCCACUUCAGGACUCGCCAAUUUAGUACCACAAUACAAUUUCGCCUCUGCUGACACAGUAUUUUUAAUUAUCGGAGGCGUAACAUUCGUCGUCGCAUUCUUUGGAUGUUGCGGCGCAUGGUUCCAGUCAAGAUUCAUGCUAAUAACCUAUUUCAGCCUGGUAAUAAUGUUAUUCUUGGCUGAAUUUAUGCUCGGAGCAUUGACCUUUGUUUUUCGUGAACAAGUAUCCAGAAGUGUGCAGCAAGAAUUAUUGUUGGGGAUUCAGAAACAUUACAAUGUGACAAGGGAACCUGGUACCCUGCCUGCAUUGUGGGAUCAUAUUCAUCAAGGAUUACACUGCUGCGGGGUUCGAGACUACACGGACUGGUUCCAAAUCGACGCCUGGCCGACAGAGGACAGAGUCCCCGACUCGUGCUGCAUAAAACGGGAGCGCUACUGCGGAAGACUGGACCCGGAAGGCCGGAACAAAGAGUCCUGGUAUAAAGAAGGAUGUGCCGCUGCCAUUCAGACCUGGGUCGUCCAAAGACUCCACGUGCUCGGCACAGUCGGACUGAUUGUCGGGUUCCUCCAGCUCUUCGGGCUCGUCACCUCCAUGAUCCUCUUCUGCACCGUGAAACACAAGCGCGCCUCUCACAGCUACAAGAGCUACGACACAAGUGCCAGCUAGGAACGCGCGUGGAUCCCGGCUUACGGGAUCCACGAUUCUUCAAUCGACGAAACUACCACUUGAAUUUAUCUUUAAU
Messenger RNA from Cotesia glomerata, 1143 nucleotides. RefSeq names its product tetraspanin-9 (gene Tsp5D). Gene Ontology annotation, cellular component: membrane. Bases 294 to 1067 code for a protein of 257 amino acids. The transcript is spliced from 5 exons. NCBI's taxonomy places the organism in Eukaryota, Metazoa, Arthropoda, Insecta, Hymenoptera, Braconidae. The record is from RefSeq and is a predicted model, not a curated record.